Molecule: messenger RNA, 1408 nt
Organism: Pecten maximus
Lineage: Eukaryota; Metazoa; Mollusca; Bivalvia; Pectinida; Pectinidae
Product: TNF receptor-associated factor 3-like
Exons: 5
Coding region: 742-1392 (216 amino acids)
Biological process (GO): positive regulation of JNK cascade; regulation of canonical NF-kappaB signal transduction
Cellular component (GO): plasma membrane signaling receptor complex
Molecular function (GO): zinc ion binding
Source: RefSeq, a predicted model, not a curated record
UUAACGCAUAUUAUCAUCUCGCAACUACAUCUACUUUAUGAAUACAACUGGGCCUUUAAAUCAUCAUCAGCAGAUUAAUGACAGAUCAUAUCCAAGAAUCAACUAUUGUUACUUUAUAUAGAUACAAGGAUAACAGAAAAAGUGUUUCAGCGACCAAAUGAGUGGACCUUAAAUGGUGCAUUGGGAUGUGUAUUAACACACUAGAUAGCCAAUCUCGUAGGCAUUGGAUCCUUAUAUAUAGUUUUCAAAGAAAAAUGAGGAGAUAGAAGUGUAUAUUCAUUCUGAACAGAUGCAUCUACGAGUAGGAAAGCCAAACACGACAUGCAGGUUUACGGAAUCCACCAACAUAAUUGAUAUAGUCAGUUUUCUGAGAAAUGGAUUCAUAUUGAUCUCCAAUGCUUAAGUGUGGCCAUACUUCACAAUGAAAUCAACUACCUGUGAAAUGAUCAUUCUAUCCGGGUUGAACCUCCCGGCCUGUCAUGAAAUAUGAAUGCGACAUUGAAAGUAAUAAAUAUAUUGAGGCUCGACCAUUUCUAGUAGCCUGCGAACAUUAUGCAUAUAUAUUUUGGCAUGGAAGCAUACGAUUAAGUUUAUUUAGACUACUGCUAACAAAUUCUGUAUUUGUCAAUCUUAUACGAAGAUUUUUGUUUUAUUAUUUUUUUUUUAUUUAUUUUUUUUUACUUAUUCGUUUAUUUUAUUUUUAGUCGUAUUUUAGUCGUUUUUGUUAUAAUAUUUAAAACAAUGUCACUAGAAACUGAUGGUGAAGAUGAGCUGGCAUCUAUCUCGCCAACAUUUAAAUCGCCACUCAUGAACCCUGUCGGAAAACCGCAGUUCAUAUCAGACCCGAGUGAGGACAAUAAAUGUUCAAUUUGUCAGUCAGUAUUAGUAAACGCUUUCCAGCUGCGAUGCGGCCAUCAUAUUUGUCAGGACGAUAUCAAGUUCAUCUUCGAACAGAAUGACACAGGCAAAUGUCUUGAGCAAGACUGUGGGGAGAUAUUUUCCAAGGAGGAUGUAUUUCCAGAUGCAUGCAAAAGGCGUGAGAUAUCGAAUCUUGCGGUAUAUUGUCCCAACAAGGAUCUAGGCUGCGAAGAAAAGCUACCCUGGUCAGGUCUAGCGACACACGAAGCCAUUUGUAGCUAUCAAGAAAGGCAUUGUGAUAAAUGUAGCCAGCAAGUACGUCUAUCAGAGCUUGAGGACCACACAUCAAACACAUGUGAAUAUAGAGAAAUACCAUGCGAAUACUGUCGGGAACGAAUCAGCAUCAAGAACAUAGAGCAUCAUAAGAAUUCGGAAUGCCAGCAUUCUCCCUUGGGGUGUCCUAACGGAUGCGGAGUUCAGGGCAUAUUACGUGAGGAGGUAAGUACAGACAGGAGGUGGUACUCGAUAUGGUAGUGGAUGGAAAAUAGAG